Rosa rugosa (rugosa rose) is the source of this 1475-nucleotide messenger RNA. Its product is annotated as metalloendoproteinase 3-MMP-like. Gene Ontology annotation, cellular component: extracellular matrix. The transcript has 2 exons. Lineage: Eukaryota; Viridiplantae; Streptophyta; Magnoliopsida; Rosales; Rosaceae. Gene Ontology annotation, molecular function: zinc ion binding; metalloendopeptidase activity. The record is from RefSeq and is a predicted model, not a curated record. Bases 1 to 927 code for a protein of 308 amino acids. Gene Ontology annotation, biological process: collagen catabolic process; extracellular matrix organization; proteolysis.
AUGGCAUCCAAAUCUAAUCUUUCUCUCUUCACUGUCACUCUCCUCCUUGCCCUUCUUACUCUCCUCUCUUAUGCAACUGCUUCUCAUCCCCACAACAAGAGAUCUUCCCCAUUUGAGUUCCUUGAGAAUCUGAAGGGUUGCCACAAAGGUGAUAAGGUCAAGGGCAUCAAUGAUCUCAAAAAAUACCUAGAAAAGUACGGUUACUUGAACUACAAGAACCACAGUCAUUCGGACGACGAUGAUUUUGAUGACCUUUUGGAGGAAGCCAUCAAGACUUACCAGGUCAAUUACCACCUCAAGUCCACCGGAACACUGGACGGCAAAACAGUGUCGAAGAUGAUGACACCUCGUUGUGGCGUGCCGGAUAUCAUCAAUGGCACCUCGUCCAUGAGAUCAGCCAAGAAAAGGCACCAACAUGGUUCAAUUCAUACCACUGCUCACUACUCAUUUUUCCAGGGAAAUCCAAAAUGGCCUUCUUCUAAAUACCAUCUCACUUACGGUUUUCUCCCCAACACCCCAUCCGAAGCCACGGGCGCUGUCGCACGGGCUUUCGCAACAUGGGCUGGAAACACUCACUUCACGUUCAGCCAGUCCCAAAGUUACGAGAAUGCGGAUUUGAAGAUUAGUUUUCAUAAGGGUGACCAUGGAGACGGGAAUUCAUUUGACGGCCCGGGCGGGGUCCUAGCCCAUGCUUUUAGCCCGUCGGAUGGAAGAUUCCACUACGACGCAGAUGAGCCUUGGUCUGUGGGUGCUACACCAGGUGCUUAUGACUUGGAGACUGUGGCUUUGCAUGAAAUAGGGCACCUUCUGGGACUUGGACAUAGCUCAGUGGAGGGAGCUAUCAUGGCCCCAGCUAUUCCCCCGGGAGUGACUAAAAGUUUGCAUGGGGACGAUGUUCAAGGAAUCAAGGCUUUAUACAACGUCUGAGGAGCAGUGCUAGCACUAGCUCGAUCAAACAAUUCAAUGCCUUCUUGUUAAUUACCACGUAGUCUUUUGUUGAUUAUGCUCCCCCACAGUCAGCUUUUAAUUCUUUCCUUUAUCAAAUAAGGUAUCUGAAUAACUUGUGCCGAGAUAGAUUUUUCAGAUUAAAAAGUAACAAAGAGAGUUGUUGUAUGUAUGAAGAGCUGAUUGUUGAGAAUAUAUACAUCCCACAUGGGAAAAAUGGGAUAUUGCUUAUGGGUUUAUAAGGGUUUGGGCUACUCCAUCCAUUGCCAAUUGGUUUUGGAUGUGAACCCCAGAUUACUUUAUCAUGGUAUCAAAGCGGGUUACCCACGUGUGCAUGCCUAACGGCCACACGGGCUCCACGUCACCCAAAGUUGUCCACGUGUAUGGCUUGAAAAUUCGCCACACGUGCGGGGGCGUGUUGAGAAUAUAUACAUCCCACAUGGGAAAAAUGGGAUCUUGCCUAUGGGUUUAUAAAGGUUUGGGCCACUCCAUCCAUUGCCAAUUGGUUUUGGAUGUGAACCCCAGAUUAC